AUAAAGUUAAUACCACUGUGGCAGUAAACUUGAGAAUCACUAGCAUUACUUUUACAAUUGGCUUGAGUGACAACACUUCGAAAGAAUACCAAGAAUUUGAAGUGAAUUUUAAAUUAGAGGUGAGAAUGUGAUCAAUCAAAGUAAGUGAAUAGUUUAGGAAUCUAUACAUCAGAUGCACGAUAUAACCUUCCACCUCUCCCUCAUCUUUGUUACAGAUGAAGGGAUUCUAUAAAGAUCUGCCUGGAUAUAAAGAUGUGAUAAUCAUUCAGUUGAGGUAGGUUAUCCUAAACACAAUGAUGUAUAAAUAAUAAGAUGGAUAGGAUGUUCUGUGGUACCUGAAAUAGGGUAAAUAAUGAAACUUACACAUUUAAUUAUAUGAAUAUUUUUUUCAUAUUUUACAGAGAUAUUAAUGGGAUAAAGAGUUUUAGAAACUAUAUGGUAUCUCUUAAACUGCAAAAAUAUGCUAAAUUAAAUAUUCUGCCAAAAUAGUCCAAUUUACCUCUCCUUUUAGUAAAAUGAAAAGAAACAAUUCCUUUUAUAAGCAGUGUGAAGUGCCCAAGUGUAUAUGUAUAUAUCAUUAUUUAUUUAUCCACCUGACUUCAGGUGGAAGGGUUUUUUAAUAUUUUUUUCCCCACCAUACCUUUCUUGGUAUCAAUCUGUGUACAGCCUGGAUUGACUAUAAGAAAGCCUAUGACACAAUGCCCCACAGAUGGAUACUGGAAUGCUUGGCUCUAUACAAGGUCCCCAAGACAAUACGAGCCUUCAUCAAGAACUUCAAAUGUGGCAUAUACCAAGGUGAUGUGCUUUCCCCAAAUACUGUUCUGCAUAGACCUCAAACCCUUCACUUAUCAAGAACAGUGGAUACAGAUAUAGUUUCAAGAGUGAAGCUACCAUCAGCCACCUACUCUACAUGGAUGACAUCAAGCCGUAUGCCAAGAAUGAAUGGGACAUUGACUCACUGAUCCACCUAGGAUCAACUGAUCCACCUAGGAUAUACUGCAAGGACAUCAGAAGGUCAUUCAGACUAGAUAAGUGUGGGCUGAUGAUGGCAAAAAGAGGACAGAAGGAACUCAAGUACAAGAAGGCCAAACACAAAAUGGAGAGAUACAAAUACUUGUGGGUACUACAAACACAUGGCACUCAAGAGGAAGAGGCAAGGAGGAUAGCAAAAUGCAAGUCCCUUCAGAGAGUCAGACAAGUCCUGAAGUCCCAGCAAGACCAAGAUUCACCAGUCAUCAGGUACCCAGCUGAAUGACCUGGAGAAGAGGAGAACUGGUCACCAUGGAUGUCAAGAAAUGGAAACUAUUCACUUUGAAUGGAGGAUUCCACCCGCAAACCAGCAAUCUCUCUCUUUCUCUCUCUCUCUCUCUCUAAUAUAUAUAUAGAAAGUCAACCAAACCUUGGACAAUUUUAGGAAUAACGAUUGCACAAAUAAAUCAAGUGGUUGUAAGUAUUUGGUAAAUAAAGUGUGCAUUGCUGGACAUGUAGACUGUGUUUCUUGUUCUAAUAUGAGAUAUAUAUUGUGAUGGACCGCCUGGCACCCAGUACCUCCAUCAAUCACUGAUUCCUAUUACUUGCGAGCAUCAUAAGCACUGCACUGGAAGACCAUAACCACCGUAAACCCCACAACCUGCCACAACUUGGCUGGGGACUCGCUGUCCUCCACCCACCCUUACCCUGGAGCUUGUUCCCCUCAUCCAGACAAAUUAUUUCACUGAACAGUGCCCUUCUAAAUUGUAUAGAACCGAACGCAGGCGAUGAUGGAAGUCCAGCGGUGUUCGGGAGUUUCUGUGUCCGAUUUUAGUUCCAUGAGAUUCAUGUCCAAACACUGCUGCCUGUGUUUAUGCGAACAAGAUGGCCACAACCUUGUGGUUGUCCAUAGGAAUUGUGGCCACCCAGUUGAACAAUUAGAACACUGCAGUGAAAACCGUCCCAAGGUGUUAAUGGGUGUUAACAAGCUCCCAGGGUGGUCCCAGAUUUGUGCGGUUGUUAAGUAGUCAAACGGGACAAUGUUAGAAUGCAAUCUACCGAACAGAAUAGCAAAAAGGUACGAACAAGGUCUUUUAUGAGCCUUUUUGCAUGGCCCAUAGUCCUGAGGCAGGAGGUUGAACACGUGACGAGGCUCAGUUUGUCAAUAUAUAUAUAUAUAUAUAUAUAUAUAUAUAUAUAUAGAGAGAGAGAGAGAGAGAGAGAGAGAGAGAGAGAGAGAGAGAGAAUAUAAAUUAUGUUAGCCCUCACCAUCUUUAAAAGUUAAAACCAGUUCUUUAUUAUCCCACAUGGAUCAUCACAUUACUUUGCAGAUGCUUCUAAACACAAUCCCAGCAACUUGGUUUUGUCUCUCGGUGUUCCUGCUAACAUCUUGCAAACAUCCACUGUGUGCUAGAUUGUCUCAGACAAUAUAUAUACAGUUGUGCUCAAAAGUCUGAAUACCCUAGCAGACAUUUUGACAUUGAUUUUAAAAAUAUGACUGAUCAUGCAAAAAAAUGUAUUUUAUUGAAUGAUAUUGAUCAUAUGAAGUCAUUUUUAUCACAUGGUUGUUUGGCUCCUUUUUUAAAUCAUAAUGAUAACAUAAAUCACCCAAAUGCCUGAUCAAAAGUUUACAUACCCCUGAAUGUUUAGCCUUGUUACAGACACACAAGGUGACACACACAGGUUAAAUUGGCAAUUAAAUGUUAAUUUCCCACACCUGUGACUUUUUAAGUUGCAAUUAGUGUCUGCUUAUACAUAGUCAAUGAUUUUGUUAGCUCUUACGUGGAUGCACUGAGCAGGAUAGAUACUGAGCCAUGGGGAGCAGAAAAGACCUGUCAAAAUAUCUGUGUAACAAGGUAAUGGAACUUUAUAAAUAUGAAAAAGGAUAUAAAACGAUAUCCAAAGCCUUGCAAAUGCCAGUCAAAACUGUUCAAUCACUUAUUAAGAAGUGGAAGAUUCAGGGAUCUCUUGAUACCAAGCCAAGGCCAGGUAGACAAAAAAAGAUUUUAGUCACAACUGCCAGAAGAAUUGCUUGGGAUACAAAGAAAAACCCACAGGUAACCUCAUGAGAAAUGCAGGGUGCUCUGGAAAAAGACGGUGUGGUUGUUUCAAGGAGCACAAUACGACGAUACUUGAACCAAAAUGAGCUGCAUGGUCAAGUUGCCUUUACUGCACCAAUGUCACAAAAAGUCCUGGUUACAAUAUCCCCGACAACACCUUGAUAUGCCUCACAGCUUCUGGCACACUGUAAUUUGGAAUGACAACCAUAUAUAUAUAUAUAUAUCAGUAAAUAUUUAUUUGGGGUUUAUCCUUUUACCUUAUUUUUUACAUUUUACCAGACUUUGUUUAUUUCUUGCAGCCAGGGCUCUGUCUAUGUUGACCACGAGGUGAUUGUUGAGGCUGAAUAUAGUGAAAAUAACUCUGUGAUUAAACAGUAUGAGGAGAUACUUCAGAAAGUUAACCAAACUUUGGAAAAUUCAAGAAAUAUCGAUUGCACAGGUGAAUCAAAUGAACGCUAG
This is a messenger RNA of Pelobates cultripes (western spadefoot toad), 3488 nucleotides long. Lineage: Eukaryota; Metazoa; Chordata; Amphibia; Anura; Pelobatidae. The record is from the annotation of a GenBank genome assembly.